GAUCGGAUCAUAUCUAUACAACUACAACGUAAAAUAAUCCGCAUUAUUAGUUUCGUUAAACGAGACGGAGGCGGACGAGCAGGGAUCGAGACCUGAUAUUGCGGUGUGGCGAUCCAGGGACCAAACCCCACGGAGCUCCCGAAACAUUAACACGUCAUGCUAAGCUCCGACCCUUCCUUGUCUUCCCCGCCGCCGGGUCUGGACUUGCGCGCCUCGACCUUCUCGACACCGACACGCGCGUCUCAACCACAGAGAGCUGUCCCGGAUGAUGAUGAUGGAUUCGCUUCCCCGCGGCAGCAGUUCGAGAGGCACACUCCAACUCCCGGUUCACCACUCCAUCCAGGCCACCACCACCAGCAGCAACAGCAACAGCAGCAGCAUGGCCUGAGCGCGCCGCGCCCCUCACUCUCGCCGUUGUCAGAAUAUCACAGUGGCUUUGCGGAUGAGGAUCUCGGCUCCCCCCUCAACCUAGGCAACCAUCGCCGACAGCAUUCCUUCCCUAACCUGCUACCGCUGGCCCUCAGAAACAGGACGCCCUCGCCAACGAGGAAGACGCACGUCAGGUCGCCCUCGGAGCAGAUGCCCUACACCGGCGACGGGAGGGUCAACGGGAGGACCGCGGCAGCGAGUCCGCGAAGUGGUGGUGGUGGAGGAGGAGGAGGAGGAGGAGGAGGACUAGUCAGCUGGUUGAGCGGCAGCGCGGCGGCAGCAAAUGCACUCGGUCUGUCCCACCAGCCGGGAACCUCCAAAGAUGCCUCCCCAACGCCCACCGCCACGCCUACCCGCAACGGCCGAAAUGCCGGUUUCAACAGCAAUACCGCGGAUGUAACGACACCGAAGAGUGCCACUACCACGACCGCCGCGUCCCGCUUCAUGUCGGCCCUUUCAUCUCGCUUCACCUCCGCCACCCCGACCAACAGCUCGUCCCUCCGCAACCCGCCGAUUGGAGAACAGCAGGAGGACGAACUAUGCACUCUCGACAUCGAAGCCGCCCUCUUCCCGUCCUCCCCAUCCUCCCCGUCCUCCUCGGCGGCGCGCGACCCUUUCUCUCCCUCGGCCUUCAAGAACCUGCACAUGAACGCCGUAGGCCUGCUGACCCGGAUGCAGGCGGCCUAUCGGUCGCAGGCCGCGGCGCUGCGCGACCUGCGCGCCGAGCGCGCGGCCGAACGGGAUGAGCUCGAGGAGGCGGUCACGCGCGCCGCGCACCUCAAGAUGCAGCUCGAGGGAAUGGCCCGGAAGGCCGCGGAGUGGGAGGCCACCGUGCAGGAGCUGACCGGGGAACUGGAACGGGAGAGGAAGGCCAGGGCGAGGGCUGAAGCCGCCGAACUCGCUGCUGCCUCCGCUGCUGCCGCCGCUGCGGCAGCGGUGUCGUCCAAGAUGUCGGAGGGCGAGGGGGCACCCUCGAUGGUGUCGGAAGAUUUGGGUGUCGAGGAGGAUAGGAGGCGGAGGCGGAGGCGGAGGCGGCUGAGGAGGAGUUCUGGGGAUGAAGGGGGAGAGGAGGUGGAGGAGGAAGGGAGUAGCACUACGGAUGACGAGAUUGACAGCGCUGAGAGCGAGAGCGUCUUCUCGCGGUGUCGGAGCCCGCCGCUGACCCUGCAGUCGCCGCUGCAGACCCGAGCGGCGCCGACAGCCGCGUCGGACGGGGCAUCCGCCUCAAGAGGGGUUACGGGCGGGUCCGGGACGCCGAGUGGUAAGAAUGCUGGCGGCAGCGGAUCGGUGAAUGCCACGCCUAAGCAGAGGACUGGGCAAGCCAUGGGCGCGUUCCAGAAGAUUCUGAAGGGCAUUUCGGGGGAUACGGCGGGCUGUUCGAACUGCAAGGGACAGGAUGCGAGCGUCGCGUGGGAUACGGUUAGUCUGUUGAGGGACGAGAACCGGCAGCUGAAGAACCGGAUCGGGGAGCUAGAGCACGCCGUGGAAGGGGCACUGGAUCUGGUGAACGGGGUCGGGCUAAAAGUCCCUCAGCUGGCUUGAUUUGGCUCCGGCGUCUGGCUUGGGCAAGCAAUUUAGAAUUGGAUAUCAAGGGUUUCAUUCCUGGUGUUUUUGUGGUUAAGGCGCCGUCCCGCAUGGCAGGAACAUCUAUCGGCACCUGGACGACAUAGACUGGUUCAUGGUCGUCGGGGACCGAAAAUGGGUAGCCAUAUUCAUACUAUAUCCACUGUACCCCUUUGCUGCUGGACUAAUAUUCAAGACACCGGACCUUCUCGUCCAGCAUGGCGUUACGGUGCCUUGUCUUGUCUACGCAGAGCUCUGGUCGAGUUACAAGAACGAACUUCCUCUCGCACAUGCCCGCCACAAUGCCAUCCUACCCAAUCUCCCCCC
Molecule: messenger RNA, 2319 nt
Organism: Thermothelomyces thermophilus ATCC 42464
Lineage: Eukaryota; Fungi; Ascomycota; Sordariomycetes; Sordariales; Chaetomiaceae
Exons: 1
Coding region: 157-1971 (604 amino acids)
Source: RefSeq, a predicted model, not a curated record